UUAUAUUAUUAACAAAAAGCAGUCAAAGAAGCAAAACACUACAAAAUUUCAAUUUGCAUUUCAACCCUUGGCGAAUUUUUCUAAAGCAAAUGACGUGCUAAACCGCUUGAAAAAGAUUUGCCCAAAUGUGGACAUUAAUAAUGGAGUAUAUUGUAUAUCUGCUUCUUCAGUUACAAAACAAAUCGUGUUUAGAACUAUUCUCAAUGGUAAACACUACAGAAAUAAAAAAAAACCAGCUGUUGACUACUUUGACUAAUUUUCCAACAGAAUACGAGUUAUCAUUUGAUGUUAUGCUAACUACAUAUAUAUACAAAUGGGCAAGUAUUAUUCAUUUAACAAAUGGUUCAAAUAUGGGUAACUAUGGAGACAGAACACCAGCAUUAUGGGUAUCGGUUGACAACAAAUUGUACUUUGUAUCAGCUAUUAACGGUACAGCUGAUAGCUACUUUUAUUCAGAUAUAACACUACCAAUCAAUAAGUGGAUAAAAAUUAAAAUAUCACAAAGAAAUAUUAUAAAUCAAUACAUAUUUGUUAUUGAUGUAGCAAAUAGUACAGUUUACUGCACGCAAAACACUGUUCUGACAAAUUUUAAUAAUGUAAGAGUUUACAUGGGUGAUCCAUGGUAUGAUGCACAACCUGGACUUAUUAGAAGUUUUGUAAUUGUAGACCUGCUUUCAGAUAGAAAUAUGCAUAAUAAACCACUUAUCAAAGUUAACAUCGAUGGUCAGCUAACAAAUAGAAAAUCCUUAUUUCUUAAUACUUCAAUUAGUUAUGCAUCCGAAACAGAUCCAACUGCCUGUAACUUAACGCUGGAGUACAUGUUGCCGUACUUUUUGAAGAUAACUUCUCAAAGUGAAAACUAUUCAAAUAAGGGCUUAAUUUAUACAAUUCCUGGCGCAUUUCUGACAAAAAAAAUAUAUCAUUUCAUGAAUAUCACUUUAAACAUGACAAGCUGCUUAUUGUGUGGUGACUUUAUUAUAGAAAUUCCAAUAAAGAUUUCGUUUAACGACUGCGCAGGAUAUACAAUUAACCAAUACGCGUCAUUUAAAACAAGUGUAGAUUCAUCUUUUAAUUCAAAUCCAAUAUUUAAAAGAGAUAAAAACGCUUUAAAAGAAAGCUAUGGCCGAGGUAUUUGUUGGAAUCAAGAAGAAUCUUGGAUAUAUGCUUGUAUGAAUUUAUAUGUAACAAUCGAUAAGACGGCAUGUUAUGUUUCAAAUAACUAUGGCGAGGAAUGGUCAAAACUAGAUAUUCGCGUGGGCUCUGUUCUUGGUCAUCAUUUAUUAACAAGAGAUUUAUAUGUUAUACAUCGAAAUCAAAAAACCUACUUGAUGUAUCACAAAACUUAUGAAAAAUGGUUGGCAGUUCCAAGCAGCGAGUUUGAAAAAAGUAUAUUGAAAAAUUUAAACUUCUCUCUAUGUUUGAAGUUUGAAGAAACUUAUGAUCAAAUUUUAAUACUUCAAACUCAUCAAUGGAUGGGAAACGAAGAAGGAUUAUUUUUCCGAAAUACUGCUUACGGUACAUGGACUCGACGAAUUAAAUGGAAAGAAUUACAAUAAAUAUUCAAAAUGAUUAGUUUAGGCUAGUUUAUUUAAAAAAAAGAUUAUAUAAACUUGUUUCGCACCAUAUAAAACUGCUCCUAGUUGACACCAUUUGUAUUUUUUUUUUAAAGUUUGUUUUAUUGCACUAAAAUAGACGCAAAUAAUUUUUUUUUUUUUUCUUUUUUUUUUUUCUUUUUUUUUUUUGCGGUUAUUUAUUAAAAUUCAAGAUUUAAACACGAUAAAUUGAUUUAAUUAAUUCUGUUUGACAAUGAACUUAUAUUCUUUUAUGAUAUAUUCAAUUUUUUUCCUCCGUACGUUUAACAGUCCGUACUGUUAAACGUACGGAGGAACGUUUAAUUGUUAGACUUUUUUAGUGUGAAAAUUUAACAUUUUUAAAAUAAAAAUAAAUAUUUUAAAA
Messenger RNA from Hydra vulgaris (swiftwater hydra), 1956 nucleotides. RefSeq lists its product as uncharacterized. The record is from RefSeq and is a predicted model, not a curated record. NCBI's taxonomy places the organism in Eukaryota, Metazoa, Cnidaria, Hydrozoa, Anthoathecata, Hydridae.